Molecule: messenger RNA, 303 nt
Organism: Chiloscyllium plagiosum (whitespotted bambooshark)
Lineage: Eukaryota; Metazoa; Chordata; Chondrichthyes; Orectolobiformes; Hemiscylliidae
Source: RefSeq, a predicted model, not a curated record
AUGGAUGCCUCAGGUCAUUUUAAACUUACAUUGAUAGGUCUAGGAGCAGCUUCUGUUAUUUCUGCUGUUCAGGGUUUGAAUGCUGCACUUGGGUUCACAGCCUCUGGAAUAACAGCAGGUUGGGCAGCAAAACUGAUGCCAAUCAUCUCCAGUGUCAAUGAAGGGACAGUACCAUCUGGAUGUUUUCUGACCAUACUUCAGUCCUUUGGUACUGCAGGAUUUACUUUAACUACCAUGGUCUUGAUGGGAUUUGUGGAUGCCCUCAGUUCCAUCAUUAUCAGUAUUAAAAUGGGUAUUUUCUGA